Gaeumannomyces tritici R3-111a-1 is the source of this 3842-nucleotide messenger RNA. RefSeq lists its product as hypothetical. Bases 48 to 3272 code for a protein of 1074 amino acids. Lineage: Eukaryota; Fungi; Ascomycota; Sordariomycetes; Magnaporthales; Magnaporthaceae. The transcript has a single exon. The record is from RefSeq and is a predicted model, not a curated record.
CAGAAAUUUCGCAAGCGCAACAGCUGGCUGCUUAAAAAGGGCCUGCGAUGGCAGAAGCCCGGGCAGCUCCAGGCUCCGGCCCAGAGAGCAAGGCCGAGGACGAAGAGCGGGAGCACAAGACCAUGGAAUCUACCAUGGGUCCCUUUUUCGCCGCGCAUAUGAUCGCCCGCAAUCUGCUCAACAAGAUGUCGGACACCUUCCCGGUGGCAGGUUCGCCUUCUGCCGCGGAGGUCGAGAUCAUGGAGGCGGAGCGGCGCAAGCAGGAGGCCGCGCAGGAGGCCCAGCGCCAACGCGCCAAGAAAAAGUACAUUGAAAGCCUCGGUGUCGACGCCAACGUGCCCGCCAUCAUCCACUCGCUCCAGAAGGGCAGGAUGGACAAGAACAAGGAGAUGCAGACAUUGCUCGCCGCGGAGAGGGCCCUCGACGCGGCCGCCGACAGCUAUGCCACCGCGCAGCAGGGAUUCAACCCUUACAAGCGGCGCCGCAUUACCAGCUCGGAGCUCAUGGGAAACACCAAAUAUUAUAUGGCCAAAACGCCGGACUCGCUCCCCCCCGACCUCGGCGAGCUGUCGCUGAGCACGCGCUCGUUCAAACGGCGCAACCGGGAGGUGAGCGCCGGCAAGCGCCGCUUCGACCUCAUUAGCUCUCUCGCCUCGUACAACCUCUUGACGGCCGAGUUCGUUAAAUAUCUCCACCCCCGCGAGAUCCUAACGCUGUACUCCAUCAGCCGCGUUUUCCACGCCACCUGGAAUGCCACCGAGGACUACUUUGCCCGCAUUUUGGCCAGCCAUUUUAACCCCCAGGCCGCCGUCGCUUUCCCUUGGGAGCUGUAUAAGACCUACCUCGUGCGGAACCCUAAGGGCUAUAUCGACAUCGACUACACCCACCCCAGCUACUCCAAGGGCAUGGAUAUUCAGACCUUGACGAACUGGGACAAGGUGGUUCUGGCAAAAGGUGACGCGCCCAUUCCUGCCCAGAAAGAUCAGGCGGGAUCGUCGACAACAGCUGCCAAUAGCGCGUCGGUGGCGAAGCAGUCGGGGUUCUCCGCCGGACUGGCCUGGGUCUACAUGCUGAUGCAGCGCGAGCGCCAAACCCGUGACAUCAUGGCGUGCAUGGCUCGAAAGGGCCAUCGCCUCCCCUCGUCGACGCGUUGGAUGCUGCGCAAGCUCUGGGUGGUGCUUGAUUGCCCCAUCACCCAGGGCCGCUACGACAUGAUGAAGGCCUGGAGCAACACCGAUCUAUAUAAUCUGCAGCUGUUCCUCGUUAAACUUAGCAUGAUGUUUAGCGACCCUAUUCAUGGAGGCGGGGCAGGAGACCAGCUCAGGGACCUUAUGCUUGGCCAGCCAACCGGCCUGCGCUGUCUCUGGCAGCUGCUCCGCAGGAAGCGUUUCAGCCACGACCUUACCGAGGUUAUCACGCUGGCGCUUAUGUUUAGUUAUAAGGCCACCGAGGAAGACAUGCUGCGCGGCGAGCCGCUGAUGGGCGUGCCCGUCAAGUUCCUCGGCAUCACGCACACUGAGGGUUGGGGCCACGGCCCGGGACACAUGGUGCAGCCCAAGGAACUGGUCGCCCGAGAGAGCUUGCUCCGCGGGCUCGGCCUCGAACUCCACCUUAACAUCAUGGUGGCAUGGGGCUACCGGCUUGGGGUCGGCGGCAAACCCAUCCCGCCCACCAUCGACGAUAUCUAUAUGAGCGACGACGAAUGCGGUUCGGCGCCGACCGGCAUCGACGGCCGCGCCGGGAACGUGCCCCUGAUGGCCUCAGAUUGGAUGCCCCACCACCACAUGCGCCACGUCUUUAACACUUUGUCGCACGAGGAGCAGCUUGCUGUGCUGGCCGUUGAGGAAGAUGAACUGCUCAAGGCCCAGGCCUGGAUUCCCCAAGACGACCUGACCGACGACGAGGAGGGUUUCGGCAGUGAGGAGGACGAGGGCGGGUUCGAGGACGACUCACAUGGUCCCAAUGGCGGCAAGGGCGAGGACGACUUGGAUCUUGAUGAGGAUGAUAAGGCCAUGCUCGACGACCCCCGAGACUACUUGGAGGACGGCGAGGAUUUCGAUGACUACAACGACGACGAGGGUGAUGACGAGGAUGAUGAUGGCGGCGGCCAUGGCAAUCCUGGAUCUCAGUCGGCCGCGAGCACCGUCACUUUGCAGUUCCCUCUGGAGCCCUCCGCCGGACCUGGUGCCGGGGCCAGUGUCCCGACGUCCAACCCUUCCGGCAACAGCUUUGGUGUGCGCGGGCCCAACGGUACCUUUCUUGUGCCCCGAGGAGACCCUACCACCCGCAUCAAGUACCUGGAGCCAAAAACCGCUCCAGCAAUCUCCAGCUGCCCCUCGACUGGUCAAGCCGCUCAGCGACGGCAACAGCAUCAGCAGCAUGCGGCUCACAUUCAGGGCGGAUACGCAACCGGCUCCAUCUCGUGCGGUACCCAGACUGGCCAGGAUGAGGAUGGAAGCUACAGUCCGGCCGCCGGGCUCCCGUCAAACAUGGACACGGACCUGGACGUCUUCAUGGUCCCCUCCGUCGACACUUAUCCUGGAGACCCCAGCCUUGGACUCAACGGCAAGCCGAUCGGUCAUCUGAUCGACUUUCUUGAGGCUGCCGAGGCCGCCCAGAACUAUGCGUGCCUGGCGGAGAACCCAGACGUCAGCAUGAGCGGCAAUGAUCACUGUAGGGGCUGCGUCUGCCGCGGCUGCGAGCGCCAGGUGAUCGCGCGCCGCAUGGGGGUGGACCUGGCGCAGCUGCGGGCCGACAAGGCCAAGGCGAAGUCCUACAUCGAGAGCUUGUCGGCGAGCAACAGCAACUGGGGCCAGAGCAUGAACCUCAGCCCGCAUAUGGUUGAGCACUACAGCCAGCUGUUCACGCGCCUUGACUGCAUCCUCCGCGCGCUCGACAUGAUCCGCACCAAAGCCAAGGUCGGAUUGCGGGCCAGGAGCGACGUCAAGGCCUGGGUCUACAAUCCGGACAACCCCUUCGACCCGGCCGACGAUGCGAUCCUCCACAUCGCGGUCCAAGAGAGUAUGGCCGAUGCGCCUGGUAUCUUUGCUGCCGCAGAGCUGCACGAGCGCGAGAAGACGAGCAAGCAUCAAGCGAGUGCCACGAAGGAGUAUGGCUGUGGAAGUAGGCUCGACAGCAACCAUGAUGCCCUUCCCCGUGCGGAAGUGAAGGCUGCGGCGCCGGUCCCUGAGGGCGGUGCCGCCGCCAGCAAAGACGGUUCCGGGUCGAGCAGCGACGAUGAAGAGAGCGGCAGCGAAGCAGACAAGGUGUAGAGGAAGACGACGAAGAGGAAGUCCAAGAAGAAGCGCAAAACCUACAGGCCCUUCCGCAACGCCGUAACUAGGCGCGAGCCGCGCGUGGAGGUUCUGGACCAUCUCGGCGACGAGGAAGCAUCGCAGUUCCCGCGGGAGCACUUGCCCCAUAUCCUCAGCGACCAGACGCUCCUGCAGCCGGCCACUUACAUCUACGACUCGCUCGGCCCGGACCGGAACCCGUACAUGCUCCGUCAGUGGUGAAGAGGAGAGAAAAGAUAGGAAGAUAAACAAACGUCGUGGGCAGCUCUGGGCUGGCUUUUCUUUCUUCAUGUAGAGAUAAGGGGAAAACAAGAGGUCGGUGGUCGGAGGAGAGGGCAUCUCUUCUGGGGCUUGCUUCCCCUGCCUCACGCAAGGAAGAGAACCUCAGCCCCUCUCUUCGAAUCUUUUUUGUAUGUUCAUAGUCUUACGUUAUCACCCGCAUCUAUCUUUGUAGUGUAUUCCACUGCUGGCAAGCUUCUAGUGUUGAUUGGUAUCUGUCCCUCCGUAUCUUUCCAGGCAAGAGUGCCAUUUUCGCCUGAAGUCUCUGCC